CACCGACGCGGCGUGAAUGCGUUAAUGAAUUUGUAGCCAACUUCACUGCGACAACUUCGAUGGGACUGAGUGUACAUAGGACUUGAAAGCAUGAUUCUUCGAAUUUUACAAUCGUGUAUGCACCCUUGGAAGAAAAAAUGUUUCUGAACCGCUAAUUAUAAAGAAAACUCGUUGAUCUUCCUUGAUUUUACCAGGAGGGUCUUCGAGAUCGUUUUAGGAUCGAGUCGAUCCAUCGAUCGAAAUCGUUAAUUGAUGUGAUUAAUUCGCUUUAGAAUUAGUCGAUUCGAUUGACUGUCUUAAAAUAAAAGAAAAAAAAAUCCCCUUUAAAUAAAAAAACAUUGAUUUAUCGUAUCCCGAUAGUGUUGAUAUCCUCUCGUCUGAGAUUAGAGGGGAUAGAUAAUUUGGGAAGAGACGAAAAAUUAGCAAGAGACGACCAAGCGUGACAAAAGAGAAAAAUAUUGUAAUAGAGAGAGAAAAAUAGACUUCCCAAUCUUUUUCAACUACGGGGAAGCACUUCUUCGUGGACCAACCAGUACGUAGAAACGAGAAAAAGAAGACGAAUUGUUUUUCGGUUCGAUUCGAUAAAUAGUAUGUACAAUAUUUUACAGUAUUUCACAAUUUAUUGUUUAUAGGACAAAAUAGAGAUCGUUUUCUUUUCCUCGUUGGUAUCAUUCUUUAGUCUUGCGAAAGACGAAAUCGAUUUCCAGCGACUUCGAGAAGUCGAUGGAUAAGCAAAGGACAAAAAAAAAAAAAGAAAAAAUAUAAUAAACCACGAUGUAGCAUUUUUCAAGGGGAAUAUAGUCGAAUCUCGCGUGUUAAACGAUAUAAAUAAAACAACUCUACAUUACGAUUCAUUUUAUUGUUCGAGCGCUGCUGCGUUUUGUAUUAUUCGAGAAAGCAACGGAGAGAAAUGAAAGAAAUAAAUUCCUAUAAAUAGGAAGGCGUGUUUCGAUGAAAUUUACGAUUCGAUGCAUUUUUCGUUGCAUCUAUGCAUGUGCCACGAAAUUCUAUUCCUUUUGUCCUAUAUUAUACACUCGUGUAGAAAAAGAAACAAAUAGAAAAAUAUCACCGUCUCCUUUGAUGUUACCAGUACGAUGAAUAUUUCAUUUUUUUUCUUUCUUUUAGAUGAGUGAGACGAAAGAGCCUUAAAAAAUUAAUGUCUGUCUGCGACAAAAAAGAGAAAACCUUAAAACUUUAAUGAUGCAUAGACGAUAUUUAUGAGUUCAUUUAUGGUUCUCUAAAAAACUUGACUACCGAUAUUAAAAACUACAAGGAAAUGUAGAUAUCCGUUUGUUCCUUGUCAUAAGAAAAAUAGGAAACAGUUUUAUAAGAUGUAUAAUAUAAAUGGUCCAAACUAUCUGGAUGUAAUUUGUAAUUUUGAUACGUGAAGGGGGACACGUUACCGAUCAUUUCGUUCUCUUUUCUACCCUAGAAUAAUUUUUCAUCCCUUUUUACUGCCUUCCUAACGAUCUAUCGCCUAUCCUCCCUUUUCUGUUCUUCUGUAUGUUAAAUUAUCCUGCGUUUGUAAAGUAAUAUACUGUCGGUUUUGUAUAAUCGAGACGGUGUACUGGCACCCAACAUGGACUUAAAACAGUAUAGGGAGACCCGUUUCUAUAAAGGAGGGUCGUAAAAUAUCUAUAAUCAAGGUUGUUUUAUGUAUGAUUGUGCGUGUAACAUUGUUAAUAAACUAACGAUGCUUAUGAAACUUUCACGUUUUAUACCUCGACUUCCUUAGGUAGAAAUUAUAAGACGCCUUCCUGCCGGGAAUUUGAAGGUAAAUUGACGCGUUUGUAUGAGGUAUAUUACGUAAAAGAUCUCCUGUGAAAACUAGACUAGAACUUAAAUAUCAAUCUAUUAUUAAACGUAAAUAUGAUUUGUAAAGAACAAUGGCAGAUAAGGAAAGUUUUGUCAAAACUCGGAAGCUACAUAUGUACAUGUUCUUUUUGAAAUACCCGCCAUUGUUUUGAAAAGCCCGCCAUAAUUCUGAGACGCCAUUGCCAGCUAGCAGUCGAUCGCCGAACAGCGUUGCAAGAGGUCGGUAACCUACGCAGCUUAUUACUUUUUAUUAACAUUGUAGCCAUUCUAUUAAUUACAUUGCAAUUGUAAAAUGUUUUACAUGUGUCAGCGAAGCAUUGAAAUCAUUUAUUUUAAGAAAGAAACACCUAUAAUAAUUUUCUAUUUUGUUAAUCUUACCAGUUACCACCAGGUGGUGCUAGUGACAUUGUUUUUUCGAUGCGCGCAUUAGUACAAAAUUAAAAACCACCUAAAAAUGAAGUUUGUAUGUUUUCACCGUAUUAAAUUAAUUGUUUUACAAGGACUUUGGUGUUCCAUAUCAUGUGGCCGACACUCCCAUGUGGUGACUGGUUUAUUCUGUGGUAUCGUCUGCUCGAAACAAAGAAUCGAUACAUCGAUCUUAUCGCUGUGCAAGUAUAGAGAUAUACAGAAAAACGUGCGUACAAAAUCGUAGAGAAAGGAAGGUGGUGUUUGAAACGGUGAUACAUAUGUAUUUCGAACGGGGCGCGACGGGACGGAUUCGAUCAGUUUCUGCGUCGUUUCUUCUGUCUCUGGUGCAGUGUUAUCGGCCUGUUAUCGUCGUGCAACACGUGUCAAUAUAGGCGCGCGUUGGCCGCGACGCCGGGUGCAUUCACCGACACAUGCGCACAUCAGCUGAACGAAACUCUUCAUAAACCGGCGGGAACACGUUUCUCGGGACUCAGUUGUACACGAUGCCACGGAUUGGCCGCGAUAGACCACGUACCACGUACUACACAACGCUCUUCCUUUUCUUUGCUUUAUCACGUUGUUGACGCGGCUGUUUUCGUCGCCGAGUAUUCGUCACGCGUACAUCAUACGCAUAACCUUUAAUUUCUGUUCGACGCACACGCUCGCGGUACACGCGUCCGACAUAAAGAAGCGCGACCGAUGCAUCAGUUCACCGGCACACUUCCCCGCCAAGGCGUGCGUCAAUUUUCGUUGAAGAAACCAGAGAAACGAGCUAACCAGAGAGAUAGAAUACUUCUGAAGGAAUGACCGUUCGUUUGCUCCUGGAAGAAGAUCAUCGGAGGAUCGACGAGGAUCGUCCGUCCCGUGGAUACGAUGCCACAGAAUCGGAAAAGGUGAAGUUCCAAGAUUCGAGGGACUCCGCUAGAUCGAGCACGACUUCCGGUAGCGCGGCCGCCAAUAAGCGCGCGAAGAACAAAAAGCGGCGGGAAACGCAACAGGAGUUCACGCAUUCGUGGAUGGUGGGCGCGUUGAAGGGCCACACCGCCACCGUCCUCGACAUGAAUUUCUCCAGCAACGGCAAGUUCCUCGCGAGUUGUGCCGAAGAUUGCGGCCUGCUCCUGAGAGAGGAGCUCCUGGUGGACCACGGGGAGAGCGACCGGUACGCCGGCUGUAAGGUGAACCGUGACACGCAGUCGUCGUCGUCGUCGUCGUCGUCGUCGUCGUCGUCGUCGUCGUCAUCGUCGUCGACAAAGACAUCGCCAGGAAGUCGAAGCAAGUCGUCGAGCGUGUCAACGUCCUCUUCGACGACGUCCACGUCCGGAAGUACGUCCACGGUGGCGACCGUGACCGCAUCCUCGACGACGACGAAAGAGGACCGAGCGAUCCUGAGCCGAAGACAACGCAAGAACCGCACCAGAGCACCGCGAGACCGACGCCGCGAGUUGUGCGACGACGAGCACGAGGACGAGCCCGCGACGCAGCAGGAGCAUCAUCGACACCAUCAUCGCCGCCAGCAGCACUAUCAGAACAGUCCGUCGCGUGAUUCUGUAUCCGUUCAAAUAAAUAGCACCGACGGUAGAAAGUCUGGUUCCAGAAGGAACAAAGCUCAAAGCGAUUCCCGUCGCGAAGAGAGGAAGAACGACGGUAUCUUCCUGAGCCUUCAGAGAAAGGAACUGCAUCAUCUGAGCGACGCGGCGGUUGCCUCGUUGCUUCGCAGAUACACGCUCACCGGGGAGCAGCUGGCUCACCUUGGUUACCCGGUCGAGUGCAGCUAUUUCCCGGGCUACGCUGUGAUCAUAAAUUAUCUUCAGCAUCCUAUAGGACAUCGGAUUCGUAGCUAUCAUCAUUUAGACGUGAACGCGCAAGAGUUCAUCCCUGGAAGCGGUACCAGUUCCUGGACGAUGGCCGAGAGCGAAGGAGACAGCGGACACUGCAGCGGUAGUUCGGUGGAGAGUUCCGAUCUCGAGCAAGAAAGUUCCUCGGACAGCGACAAAUACUCGGACAUAGGCGAGUCCUCCUCCUCGUCCUCCACCACCGACUACUCUUGCCCUUGGUCGUCGUCGUUCGCCUCGAGUUCUCAGGAAUCGUCGCGAAGGUAUUCCACUCCAGAGCCUUACGAAUUGGUGGUGGUGGAGCGCCGUUGCGCUAGGUGUUACAAGAGCUUCUACGUGAACCGAGAAAGCGGCGAGUAUCUCCACGAGGAACGUUGCGUCUACCAUUGGGGCAAACUUCGAAGCGGUCUCGUGGACGGUGCUCACAGCGAGACGUGGGAGUGUUGUCGAGGUCGUGAGACGGCUAGAGGCUGCACCAACGCCAGGAUGCACGUGUGGACGGGUCUGGCACCCGGUUACAACGGUCCCUUCGACGGUUACGUGCACACCAGACCGGCCAGGAUCGUACCGAAAGAUGGUAACUACGGGGUGUACGCUCUCGACUGCGAGAUGUGUUUCACGCGACGUGGCCUCGAAUUGGCCAAGGUGACGGUGAUCGGUAUGGACGGUAACGUAGUGUACGAUGCCCUGGUGAAACCCGACGACGAAGUGAUCGAUUACAACACAAGGUUCAGCGGCAUAACCGCGUCGGAUUUGUCGAAGGCGUCGAAAACGUUGAGGGACGUUCAAAGGGACUUGACCAGUUUCGUUCACGCCGAAACCAUAUUGAUAGGUCACGGUCUGGAGAACGAUCUUAGAGCGUUGAGAUUGUUGCACACAACGGUGAUCGACACGUGUGUCGCGUUCCCCCACUUCCUCGGUUAUCCAUUUCGCAGUAGCUUAAAGACCCUCGCGAGGACAGUGUUGCGAAGGGAGAUCCAAGUGGCGGAACACGACUCCAUCGAGGACGCUAGAAUCGUAUUAGAUCUCAUGCUUAGAAGACUACAACACGAUCUCUCGUGGGAGUGUUCCGAGCCAUCGUGAAAUAACCAACGAAUAACGCGGUUGUACAUACUAUCUUGGUGACUCGAAUAUACCAUAUACUAUAUACAUAAAUAUGUACAGUGAAUGGAACUCUGUCGGAGGUGAUGGACCUCGGCACCCGAGAACUGAACAAAUUUCGUCGAGUCUACCUAAGGUUUACCGGGCGAUCACGCGGUCCUGUCGAUGUAUCACUUUCUUUUGUCGUUUUUUCUUUAGUGUCGAAAAAACAGAGAAAAAAAGCGCUAACGAGAAUCGAAUCUGUCAGGACGGGAUCCACGCUGAUUCCCCAGCAACUCUUCCGUCAGUGUUCAGUUCCAAGUGAAGUCUGUGAUAUGUUACAUAUAUACAGAAAGAUAAAAAAAGAAGCUACACGUGUAUGAGCGCGUCCCAGCGCGUUCGGUCAUUCGCACAGAUAGACUUAUAGGCACACCAUACUCCCAUAACACACGAUUCAUACGUUCAGUUUCAUUCAUGCGAUACAUUCAGUUUGUAAGGUGCGUCGUUGCCGAGGAAAAGGUUUAGCUCGAUUUCAGUUGCGACCACUCGGUACCACACGAGUGAUGGAAUAAUUUUUUUUAAUAAUCUUUCUCUGUUUGUUUCCUUUCUAUAAAUGAAUCUCACUUGUAACGUCGAUAAGGGCUGUUCGUAUUUUUCUCUCUUUUUUUUUAUUUCGUCCAUCGAUUCAAUUUUGUUGAAGAAACAGAAGUACAAAGUAGGCUGGUGUGAGAUAGAAAAAAGAAAAUGAAAUGUCAUUUUUUGGGAUGAUCGAGUUUGAAGUAUGACAAGUCACCCUUGAGUUCGAUUCGAGCCUGUAUGCUGCGUUUCGAUUGCGUUCGCGGUGCAUUUCUUUCACCCAAACAGUAUACGAGCUACGUUGUUGAUGUUGUUUUAAAACGUUCGAAGUACAAUGGUUACAAUUGUUAAAUUUAAAGCAACAUGACAGAAGUGUGAGAACACUAAUAAAACGAUUAAACAAAAGAAACAAAAGAAUAUUUCCUUUGUGUAUUUCGAUUAAGAUACAAGUCCCAUCCGCGAAACGUUUUCCUCGACAAACGCUCAACGCGUAAAUUCAUGUUAAUAAUAGGUAUCUCGUGCUUGACAUACUUUCAUGAAGAUAUCAUUACUCAUAUAUACGUAUAGGAUGUUUCAAAAAAGAUCUACAUCAUGAAACCUGUACGAUCCUAUUCUUCGCGACAAAACAAUUCGAAAAGUCCUUUACCAUUUUUCAAUCCGACGUUUCGUUUCGGAGAUACAAGCGAUCAAAGAUUGAGCGCUCCACUUCCGGUCCCGCGCGCAUGCGCAGUCAGGCGACCAAUCAGCUGUUCCGCGCAGGAGCGCAAGGAUUCAAGAUGGCGUCUCAGGAUUUAAACUACUCGAUCUUUAAUCGACUGUAUCUCCGAAACGAAGCAUCGUAUCGCAAAACGGUAAAGGACUUUUCGAUUCCGUUUUUCACAGAGAAUUCGUAGCUUUCACGAUCUACAUUUUUAUUUAAAACACCCUGUAUAUAUAGACACAUUUAUACGCGUAGGAUAAACACACACACGUUUUAUACCUUACGACCUGUCUCAUGCAUAUUUCAUUCAGCGUUGUUUUUUCGUACACGUACAAAGCGAGAGGAGGACACGCGGCGUCAUUGAUGCUGGUAAGUGUCUCUCGGGCUUCCACCGAGCGGUUUGCAUUUAAAUUCUCUAGAAAAUGUCGGUAAAAGGAGGACACCGCGAAUUCGAGAUGUUCCUCGCGGAUUUAACGAGUUUUCUUAUAUAAAAUUUCAGUUGUGUUUUGUU
Molecule: messenger RNA, 6922 nt
Organism: Osmia bicornis bicornis
Lineage: Eukaryota; Metazoa; Arthropoda; Insecta; Hymenoptera; Megachilidae
Gene: prage
Product: serine-rich adhesin for platelets
Exons: 4
Coding region: 3027-5138 (703 amino acids)
Cellular component (GO): nucleus
Molecular function (GO): exonuclease activity; protein binding; nucleic acid binding
Source: RefSeq, a predicted model, not a curated record